Messenger RNA from Alligator sinensis (Chinese alligator), 5087 nucleotides. RefSeq names its product CLN5, intracellular trafficking protein (gene CLN5). The transcript is spliced from 4 exons. The coding region runs from base 256 to 1077 and encodes 273 amino acids. Gene Ontology annotation, cellular component: lysosomal membrane; lysosome. The record is from RefSeq and is a predicted model, not a curated record. Gene Ontology annotation, biological process: lysosome organization. Gene Ontology annotation, molecular function: hydrolase activity, acting on glycosyl bonds. NCBI's taxonomy places the organism in Eukaryota, Metazoa, Chordata, Crocodylia, Alligatoridae.
GUCACGUGACAGGAGCAGGACAGAGUUGGCGCUCGGGGGGGGAGGGGGCUGCGGCUGUGCGCAGCGGCCAUGGCAGCGCCUUGAAUAGGCGGGCGGCAGCUGCUACUGCUGCUGGUGGCGCUGCUGCGGGCAGUGGAGCCUCGCUCUCAGCCGGGGUGGCCUGUGCCUUACCGACGUUUUGAUUACCGCCCUAAAUUGGAUCCCUAUUGCCAAGCUCGUUAUACUUUCUGCCCUACUGGUUCUCCCAUCCCAAUAAUGAAAGACGAAGAUGUUAUUGAAGUCUAUCGGUUACAGGCUCCAGUGUGGGAGUUCAAAUAUGGGGGGCUGCUUGGGCAUUUGAAAAUUAUGCAUGAUGCUGUUGGCUUCAGGAGUUCUCUAACUGGCAGAAACUAUACAAUGGAAUGGUAUGAACUCUUCCAGCUUGGGAACUGCACCUUUCCACAUCUCAGACCUAAUAUUGAUGCACCAUUUUGGUGUAAUCAGGGAGCUGCCUGUUUUUAUGAAGGAAUUGAUGAUGCACACUGGAAAGAAAAUGGAACCUUGAUUUUGAUGACCACAAUAACAGGAAUUAUGUUUAACCAAAUGGCAAAGUGGGUAAAAUAUGACAACGAUACUGGCAUUUACUAUGAGACCUGGACAGUUCGAGCCAGCCCAGACCAGCAGUCUGUAGUAUGGUUUGAAUCUUAUGAAUGCUCUAAAUUCGUAUUAAGAACAUACCAGAAGCUGUCUGAUUUAGGAGCUGUUUUUAACAACAUACAAACAAACUACACCACUAUAACUUUAUUCAGUGGGGAGCCCAUUUAUUUGGGGAAUGAAACAUCUAUUUUUGGACCUCCAGGGAACAGGACGAUGGCUGAAGCUCUAAGAGACUUCUACUCUCCAUUCAAACCUCCUCAGGCUGUCAAAGAAUUCUUCUGGAAUCUCUUAAAAAUAAUUGAUCGAGUCAUCUUGCAGCAGAGGUUUUACCUUUUUUACAACUUAGAAUAUUGGUUUUUACCAAUGAAAUCUCCCUACAUCAAAAUAACUUAUGAAGAGAUUCCUUUACCUAACAGAAAUAAAUCUGGGUUUGGUUUGUAAUUAUGCUUUAGGAACCAAAAAUGGCACUUCUCCAAUGCCUCUUCUAGCAAUGAAGAAUUGUUUGUAAUAUUGGUAACAUUGCCAUGGAGCUAGCACCUAUGUUAAAUUCUGCCCUGGGGAGCCUCUCUUUGAUGUUGGUUGUAUAAAGAUGUUUUCUGUUCUGCCUUGGCUUAGAUAAGGAGAAAUUCCAUUUUCUCACUAGCUCCACAACAGAAUCCAGAAAUUUCAGCUGGUUGGGACCUUUUGUUGGUUAUGUGGAAGGACUGGACAGUUAUCUGAUUCUUUUUAAACCAAGAGACAGGGAUCAGAUUCAAAUAAGCAGAUCCAGGGCUUGUCAGUUUGCAGCAACAGGACAAAGCCACAUUUUGAGGAAACCAAUGUACAUUUCAUGUUUGAAGAACUCAGACCAGCUUGCUGUCUUUUGGCAGAGGACAACAGAUAGCACUGCUGAGAACUACUUACAGUUUUCAGCUGUCAUGUUUGAUUCUUCCUGCAACAUAAUGUGGUGUGUUUGGACAGCUACCAGCCUAACUGGAAUUACUAAAGAUGGUAUAUAUAAAGCAUAUGUAGAAAGAGUGGUUCUCACUUGGAUCCAGUAUUGGAACAGAUCAUCUUAACAUGAAUCACUUCAUGGCCCUCUUCCAUCAACAGGCAAUAAGCAUGAAAUUCUUUCGUCCUCAACUUAAGCCAAAGAAAACAGUCAUUUUUAGAUCUAUGCUUGAGAUGUGUAUCCUUCUUAGAUUGCUGUUUGUGAAGGAAUUUUUCCAGGCAUGCUACCUUAAAGUGAGAAGAAAGAAUUAAGUUAAAUAAAUUAAUAAUAAUAAUAAUAAUAAUAAUAAUAAAGGCCAGAAUCUAGUGACUGUCAGAGAAGUCUGUGAACAUAGGACACUUGUACAUGUGAUGAUCAUCAUGAUGUACACAUGACAAAAAUGUCAUUUGUGUGGCUUAAUAGCGUCACACAUUACACGUGAACCAGUUUUGGGGAUUUUAGAUGAGUUUGCAUCAUUGCAAACUAAACUACAUCCUGAUGUUGCAAAUUGCACAGCUGUCAACUUGCCUCCCGGCUGCAGGAGAAAUGGGCAGGCUCCGCAGAAAAAAAGGAUCAGGCAGGCCCCUUGCCGUUUCUGCCUUCAACAGGUCCUGCAGCUGACAGGACGGAUUGGACUGCCCCAGAAUGUGCUGGCUUGCGUGGAAAGGCAGCAGGAGAGUGGCUGGGUGUGCUGGCAGCUGGAAAAGGCAGCGGGGACAGUGCACGGGGCGUGGGUGCGGACAGCCAGAAAAGGUAGUGGGGACGGUGCGUGGGGUGCUGGAAGCCCUGGCGGGCUUGAGGAAACAUUGGAUUGGGCACCUCCAAGCUGGGGCAGCACCCAGCCAGCUAGCAGCCUGUCUGGGCUUCAAGCGUCCUACACACUGUCCCUGCUGCCCUCUCUGGCCACCAGCAAACCCAGCUAACAUCCUGUCGUCUUUCCACAUUGCCCUAGGGGCAAGCCAGCCUGCUCCCAGGCGACCCCAGGCAUCCUGCCAGGCAAAGGAGCCUGCUGAAGGCAGAAGUGGUGAGGGGCCAGAUCAGAUUUUUUUUUUCUUCAGUGGAGACUGCCUGCCUUUCCUGCAGCUGAGGGGCGAAAUACCGGGCCAAGCAGCCCCUGAGCUGCAGGGGGCCUCAGUCCUUCUCUCCACAGCAGUGGUGGCCCCUGGGGCUGCCCCAGCUUGGAGUUGGAUCAGGUCGGGUGCUGCCUCCAAGCUGGGGCAGCACCUGGCAUACUAGCAGCCUGCCUGGGCGGCUCCGCCACUGUGGAGGGAAGGACCAGGGCCCCCCGCAGCUCACUAGCUGCUUGGCCCACCUGUAGCUCACCCCCCAGCUGCGGGCAGGCUCUGACUCAAAAAAAAAAAAAAAAAAAGAGGCUCAGGCUGUAACACAAUGGAAAAAUUGAAACUGGCUUCAAUUAAAAACCCACUAUUUCAAUUGAGGGGGCAUAGAAUAAAACCCUGAGGACUAAACCCCCGUCAUGCGUACAAGUACCCUUACUGUUUUAGUUCUAGCAUACCUCUUAAAAAAUGCCUAAUGGAGAUAUAAAUUACAUCAGUGUUAAUGUGCCAUGCUAAUAAUGCUCGUAAGACUUUUUCUAUUUUUUUCCAAAAAAAUAUAUACAAAUGUAUUUUUUAUAUAUAAAAAGAAAACACAAAUUGUAUUUAAAUAUUAAUAGAUCUCAAAAUGGUUAGUUCUGUUAGGAUAAAUAUUAGAGAUAUUGGGACUCUUUAAUAACCUUUUUCCUGUGCGGGUCACUGCCUGAAUCAGCAGUUAUAGACAUGUCUAUUAAAGGCACCAUUUCAAUUGGGACUAUCAGGUAUUAAAUGGGAUUUGAUCAAGAGCUGGAUCCAUUCAUUAUAGGUCAUAGGCACAAUUGGGCUACCUCAAUCCAAAACCUGCUCAGUUGUUGCCUAAGCCUCAGCUUGAGGCACCUAAACUCAAACUUGAGUUAAAUAGGGAGGCACCUAGACUUCUGCUUCUGUGCAUGCCCACACCUGCCCUGCUCAGAGUAGCUUAGCACCUCGCUCAUGCCUGGUCGGGAUCCAGAAAGGAGACAUCCCCCCCAGCUCUGUCCCCUGAGGGACUCAGCUGAGUAGGCGUGCUCAGAGCAUGUUCAACAGGCCCCAGUAGGAUUAGCCCCUCAGAAAAUGCUUAUUUUAGAAACCCGUCUGGUAGAAGAGGAACCCAUCAUUUGCAAUAAGCUAGUCAGGGGUAGGCAACCCUUGGCAUGGGUGCCAGUGUAUGGCACACAAAGGCAUUUUGCUUGGCGCACAUGCCUUGGGGCAGAUGGCAGGGAAGGGGCUGGGGCUGUGCUGCCACAACAAGGAUCAGGCCCCUUGUGGCUCCCCUGCCAUCUGCCUGUGGCAUGCCAACAUCUUAGCAGUCGAGGUUGUGGGUGUUUUUGGCGCUCUGACCAAAAACAUUGCCAACCCCUAAGCUAGUGGUUAGAGAUUUCUGUGAAGUGGAAAUGGAGCUUUAAACCUAUAUUUUCUGCGCCCCCCCUCCCCCGAGACAAGGCCCUAAAAACAGUCCACAGGCUGUUUUGGGCAGGGGUAUGUUCCUUUCCUGAAGCUGUGCUGCACUGCAGAAAGGAAUGCAAGUUAUGGGGGGCAGAAAAGCACCAUUCAAGCAAAAACAUUAGGGUUCUUCGGUGAGUUAAGUAAUCUCAUUGCGGGGGGGUUCAGGGAGAAAGAUGGGGCUUUGACACCCUUAUACUGAAAAGGGAAGUAAUACAGUUCUUCCACUUGUUGGAUGAGUGCUGUACCUACUAAACGCUUAAGUAAAAGGUGGAUGGCUUCCUUUUCUGGCGGCUAUGUUUUAAGAGAAAAGAACAAGUUCUGGUCACUUCUUUGCAGCAAAGGGCAUAAGCAUCUACCUUCAGAAGAGGAUCCCAGGUGGACAGACUUGCCUGCCUGUAGUCUGAAGUCAAGUGUUAGGUCCAGAGAGUGGUGAGGUGGAAGACGCAUGAGAUAACGUGAUAACAGCUCAGCAUUACUUAUUAGAUAGCUGAAGGUGCCUCCCAGCCUCAGUACAUAGAGUUUUUGGAUCAUGCUUCUAAGGUUAUAAUUUUCUCUGCACUUUAAAGGAAACCUAACACAGGUUUCAGAUUCCUCUUUGGGGGCCACAUGCUUGUAAGUUUGGUGCUAGGCCAUUUAACAUUUAGUCACCUUAAGUCCCUUAUUGGACCUAACCCAAAAUGACUUUGGGGUCCCUAGCAGUAGGUCCUCUACAGAUUUGAAUGUUCAAGUCUCACUUGGAAAAGCUAUUAGAGGCAUUUUGUCAGUUGCAGUUAGAGUGGAAAUCAUGAUCCCGGCUGCUGUCUCAUAUUGUGUAUGUCUCCAGUAAUUAGUAGCUUCCUAAGGUUGUGAAUAUUUAUCAAUGAAGAAUUGUCCUUAGCUAAUUUAAGCUUGUAGUUUGCUUACUUGCUUCUGUAACCACCUACUUCAAAUGUGUAAAUUUUUAAUUAAAAAUAUUUGGUUUA